This is a messenger RNA of Durusdinium trenchii, 2847 nucleotides long. Lineage: Eukaryota; Dinophyceae; Suessiales; Symbiodiniaceae. The record is from the annotation of a GenBank genome assembly.
AGUUCACAGCUUCAGCAGAUCUCAGCCCAUGUCGGACUCCUUACGGUCUCGGAAUGGGUGAUGCUAUGGAGCCCAUCCAGCUGAGCAUUUUGAAGUUCGCUGGGGAUCCCAUAGAGACCAGUGCCAACCCGGAGGACACCGUGGUGUCAGUCAAGGAGCAGAUUGCGGAACUGGUUCAAGUACCGGUGCUUUGCCAGAAGCUGUGGCUCCAUGAGGCUUCCGGGGAGCAAGUGGGGCGCACCCAGCCACUGCGGAAGAAACGCAUGGACGACCUAGAGGAGGAGUUCCAGUAUGGUUGGCAGAUCCAGGAGGUGCGAAGUUUCCACUGCCCGCCGCAGGGCGUGGUGGAAUGCGUGCACCUCUCGUUGAUUUUGCUGUGCGCCAGCUCCACCUUUGAGAUCUCUGACAGUCAACUGAAUGUCAGAGGUCAUCGCCUAGAGCAAUGGGACGUUUGCAAGCGGUUUUUGGAGAACCCCGUCGAGUACAUGUCGGCGCUGAAGAAAUUUUCAGAUGACAUUUGCGCAGGGAGGCUUUCUUCGGACCAGGUCGAAUUGGCGCAGAAUAAGAUCGAAGAAAUGGGCCACACCUUCUCGGCACGCUACUUCCAACGUGUGAGCGAAUUCUGUAGCUUAUUGGUGCGCUGGGUGUCUUGUGCUUUGAAGCUCUAUCAUGCAGUCAAUGCCAAAGAUGGUCCGCUGGAGUUGGAAGAUGACUUCCAGCUCAGCGUCUACGCUGACGGCAGCUCCUUGCAGUUGGCCUUGGUGGUCGACCCAGAAGCACUCUUCGAGUCCAUGGAGGACUCGAUGGAGAAGAAGCUCGAGGCCAUCGCAGCGCUGAAGACCUUGGGCGCCAAGUUCCCAGACCGCGCAUUAAGAGAGUUGGGGACCGCCCUCAUCAGCGGCUACGCGGAGCUGCGAGCCGCGGCACUGGAUGCUAUCAAAGGAUGGCCAGCCAACGAGGAGUUUGCCACCAUGCUGCAUAACGAGAUCCCCAUUUUUUAUCGCGAGCCGUGUCCCAAAAACGAAGUCCUGGCAGCGUUGGAGCACUUGGGACCUCAACAUCCACAGCUCUUGAAGCGAGUGGCCACUGGCUUGAAUGCUGGAAACUGCCAGAGGAAGGUGAGUCCAAAGAAGAAGAAGGGGAAGGAGUGGAAACCUGCAGAGGAGCCAGACGAGGAAUUCUGCUUGGAAACCUUCAAGCGCCUACAGCUCGAGGAGGAUCCAAAAAAGGUGCUGGAUUGUUUGGCCUACGCGAUCUUCCACCCAGCCACCCGCAGGGCCAACAUGGACAUCAUUUGCCAAGCCCUUUCCCUCGCCGCCAGCCGCGACUACGACACCGCGGUCCACACCAUUGUGGGCCGUGCGCAGUUUGCCGAUGAGGUGGAGGAGCCCUGGGUCCGUGCUCGCGCCGCAGAGAUGGCGAUGUGCUUCGCGGUCAAGGAGGAUGAGAAGGUCUUAAGCAUUUUGCGCAGUUGUACCGACCUCACGGGAUCGGACCUUUGCACACUGGCAAAGUGCUAUGCGCAUCUCUCCGAUGGGGAAACGCCCUUCCUGCCCAUCCUGUGUGCGGAUCUGCCGUGCGGCCAAGACCGCCGGGAAGUCUUGCAAACCAUCCAGGAGAUGAAGCCAGUGGAUAACGAGGCUGUCAUAAAGGCGAUCAUGAGGUAUCUGGAAAACUGGGAGGGUUUGCUGAGUUGCUUCGGGCCCAUGUCGAUGCUGGACGCCUGCCGAGUCAUGGAACAGGUGGCCAUCAGCGACCCUUCUCCGCUGCACAAGGCCUAUACCCAGCUGCUUAAGGCGCUGGCGUUGCGCUUGGCAAGACCGCGCACCAACGACCUCUAUGACUUGCAGUGUCGGAGGUUCUUGCUCGACAAGGCGCAAGAGAAAGGCGGUGCGAAUGACGAGGUGCUGUCUUGCCUUGCCUCGGGGUUCAGCAGCAGCAUCGAGCCAAUCAGAAGGGAGUGCUUAUACUUCUUCCAGAAGGUCGCCAAGUCACCGGACGCCGAUGUGGUGCAGGUGCUUUUGGAGGUCCUGGACGAUGACUUCAGCAGCUGGUCUUGUAGCACUGCCCUCGAAGCGCUGAGAAGUUGUUGCGAUGCUGAGCUACUGGAGACACGUGCACUGCGCCAUCUGCUGAAGCUACUAAAGACCAAGAGCAAUAGCCUCGUGAAAUGCGCGGCACUGAAGGCUCUUCAUGCCGUGCACAAUGGUGAAGUGACUGACCUCGCAGCGCGCCUGGCGCGCCAAGACCCCAUCGACAGCGUGCGGCUGGCGGCGCUGCAGCUACUGAGGGGGCAAGAGGCAGCAGAGGUGUCCAACCUGGCCGUGGAAGUGCUCUGCACCGACAGCUCCGAGACCGUGCUGCUGGGCGCGCUGGAGGUCUUGACCCCGCUGAGCGCGGCCGGGAGUGCGGGGAAGGCUGCGGUGGAAGCUGCGAAGAAGCUGUUGAUUCAUCCCAGCAGACAGGUCCGCUUAGAGAGUGCCCGUUUGCUGGGCACAGCAUCCCACGAUGCCGCCUCAGGCGUCACAGUGGUCACAAUGGCGCUAGAGGCCUUGCAGGCACCAGCCAAGGUGGGUGUGUGGCCGGAAGUGGAUGCAGAAAUCUUGUCGCAGAAGGAAGAAUCUGCGGCGGCCUUGCGUGCUCUUUGAACCCUAUGGCGCACCCUUCCGCUCCAGCGGAUCACAUUUUCUCAAGAUUUAUUCGGCUUGUGGCGCUCGUGGGCCGAAUGCUGGCAGCAUGCUGGCCAGUUGUUCACAGGAUGUGGAUUAUACAUGAUUGUGCUGCUCAUCACGGAAUGUCCAGCGAGUAGAGGUGGUUAAGCGACCUUUGUGCGUAACAAAGCCCAGG